Ochlerotatus camptorhynchus is the source of this 1617-nucleotide messenger RNA. RefSeq lists its product as uncharacterized. Bases 52 to 888 code for a protein of 278 amino acids. NCBI's taxonomy places the organism in Eukaryota, Metazoa, Arthropoda, Insecta, Diptera, Culicidae. The transcript has 4 exons. The record is from RefSeq and is a predicted model, not a curated record.
UCAGUGCUCAGCCUUAAGGAUUUGAAAAUCUUCGUUCCGGAUGCAGUCAUCAUGGGAAAUGCAGCCACAUUGUCGUGCCAAUUCGAGCUGGAAAAGGCAACACUAUACUCCGUUCGGUGGUACUUUGAGGCCGAGGAAUUCUACCGGUUCGUGCCGAAGGAAUCACCUCCGGCAAGGACUUUUCCCGUUUCCGGCAUCACAGUCGACGAAACCCAAUCGGACGCCACGUCGGUAACGUUACGCGGUGUAACGCGGGAUCUGUCGGGCCACUUUCAGUGCGAAGUUUCCGAGGACGCUCCGCUGUUCCACACCGACAUCCGGCACGCCAAGAUGCAGGUCGUCGAACUGCCCAAGGAGGAUCCGAUGAUGCAGCUGGAGAAGACCCACAUCACCACGAUGGAAAACUUCCGGGCCGUGUGCACGGUGGGAACGUCCUUCCCGCCGGCCAACAUCACCUGGUACAUCAACUCGAAGAAGAUCCACCGCUUACCCUACCAGCUCAUCACGUACCGCUCGUUCAAGGGCACCCCGACCUACUCGUCGCUGGACAUGAACCCGCACAGUCAGGUCCUGCAGGACAUCUAUCGGACGAUGCCCCCGUUUCAGACGAGCCUAUCGAUAAUGUGCGAGAUUUCCAUUCUUCACAUCUACACCAAAAGCGUCCACAAGAUGAUUAUCGUGAGCGACCUGGUGACGACGGUUUCUCCAGCACUGCUCGGUCUGGAUGGAUCGCACAACCUACGGAACGGUGAUCCGGACAAUUCGGCCCUAACGGUAAGUGGUGCCCGAUCGGUUGUCGGGGGCAGCAGCAGUAGCACCAUCUGGUGGCUACUGGCGGUAGCAGUGGCAGUAGUGUACCAUUCCGACAACAGAGUGCGACGCUUGUGACCGACUUCGGUGGCAGUGUAAAUAGAUGUAUGAAUGUUGAGCUCCCAUGUAAGGUGGGGAGCGGCAAAUAUGGAAAUUGGGAAUACACAGUCACACAACAACACACACACACAUACACACACAAACAUUCACUCUCUGAGCGAGCACGGCUCUUACAAUGAGCGGCAGAAACUAAACAUUAUAUUUAUACAGAAUCCAUAUAGGAAAGGAUGGGACAACCGAAACUGUUGUUAAGAUGUAAAAUAUAUGUAUUUGAGCUUUUUACUAAACGUAACCACUUAGGCAUACCAUUCCGAUUGCUUCACUCGACGAUUGUGCAUAUUGUGAGGUGGAGAUGAAUUGGUUGAAAUUAGUUUUCGUUGAAACAGCGUUUCGGUCGUUUUUGCAGACUAAUGCAAUCCCUGAGGAAGGCUUCGGAUUCGAUCGAAACGGUGAUGAACCUUUGUCACAAAUUAUUCAAAUCUUCAACCUGAUUUCACUUGAAUGCAAAGCAAACUCUCCACAAUCAGAAAAUAGAAACAGAGCAACCCUCACAUAACGUGUAAGUCAAGCAAAUCAAUUAAACAAACAAUAAUGUAAUCCAAAAGUGAGAGAGAAAAGGCAACAAAAGCAACCGAUAAGCAGAAGUCACAAACCAUAAUAUGUAAGCAACGUGUUUCGUUACGCAAACAUACAAACCACACUUAUUCGAUAGAAGUACCAUGAACGAAGGAAAAGGAAAACGCUGAU